UUUUGUGGCCCAAAGCGGAAAAAAGUUAGGGCGUCUGUCUGCAACUACAGAUUCCAGGAAGUGCUCAACGUCUUCGUGCCCGAAGGGUCUUCCGGUGACGGCUGCGGAGAUCAGCUAUAGAUCACAUGGCCUCGCCGGAAGCUCCCGUAUGCUACGCCGGAGUUGCACGGCAGUCCGCCGCCUUUCGGCUCAUGAAGCAGAUGGGAUGGGAGGAGGGAGAAGGGCUUGGAAAAGAGAAGCAGGGAAUUAAGAGACAUAUUGGUGUUAAGAACAAACAGGAUACAAAAGGUGUGGGUUCAGAUAAUGCCGCGAAUAACUGGGUGUUUGAUACGUCACAGUUUGACAGCAUUCUCAAAAGAUUAAAAGUGCAAGUAGCACAACCAGAUGAUAAAGAAAAAACUGAGAAAAAAAGCAUACAAAUUAAUUGUGAGAAGGACAAACUGGAGCUGGAUGAAGCUGUGAAAGCUACCCGACCUCAGGGAAGGUAUAAGAAGAGAGAGAGGGCCAAGGUGGUGAAUGCAUAUUCUGAAAAGGACCUUCAAGGAAUCCUUGUAAAUAAGCAAAAAAGUCAGAAUAAUCUUCCAGUUUGUGAACCAACACCACUAGAAGUUUCUGAUUAUCUUACUAGGGAACAAGAAGGUUCCAAAAUCGAAGAAAAAUCAGAACAUUGGUGGGGACACAAAUAUGGGUUUGUCUCAGGAGGUUUUCUUGGCGCGCAAUCCCGAAGUAGUAAAGCAUUGCUAGUGAAAGAUCCUCAAUGUCUUGCAUUUGGGACAAGGAAAUCAUUUGGUGAAGAAGAUCAAGAGAAUUUAUACAAACUCGUACAGGAUAAGGCUACAUCAGGAAAACAGGGGCUUGGUAUUAGAGAUAAACCUAAGAAGGUUGCUGGUUGCUAUUGGAAAGGGAGAAAGACUUCUUUCAAUGACACUGAUGAUGAU
Phalaenopsis equestris is the source of this 938-nucleotide messenger RNA. RefSeq names its product PIN2/TERF1-interacting telomerase inhibitor 1. Gene Ontology annotation, biological process: regulation of ribosome biogenesis. Gene Ontology annotation, molecular function: nucleic acid binding. Gene Ontology annotation, cellular component: nucleolus. The annotation marks the transcript as partial. The transcript is spliced from 9 exons. The record is from RefSeq and is a predicted model, not a curated record. NCBI's taxonomy places the organism in Eukaryota, Viridiplantae, Streptophyta, Magnoliopsida, Asparagales, Orchidaceae.